AUGAAUAUGGCUGAUAAAUUUUUGACUAUCGUUAAUAAAUUUAAAAUAUCAAAAUGGAUGAAUACAUUACGGGAAUUGGAGAAAUUGAUAGAUGGAAUUCCUGUUCCAGAUAUUACAGUAUCUUCCAUGUCACAAUAAUCUGAUCGACUGACUCCUUAAUCAAAGAAAAAAUAAUCUCUGACAAGGGAACAAGUCCAACGCAUUCUAAGAAGAACAACCGAGUAGACUCAAAUCCCCAUAAACAAAUAGAAGGUCUUUACUAUGCAGACCUUUAAUUGUAAGGAGAAUUCAAAUGAUGAAUAAAUGCUUAAAAUUAUGAAAUAAAAGGAAGGAAAAGGUAAUUCAGAACUAUAGAUAUUACAACACUAAAUUAAAGAAUAGCAGAAAGUUAUUGAGCAAUAAAUUCAUCAAAUUGGAUAAAUAAACAUUAAAAUUGAAUAUCUGACAAAUGAAUUGUAGGAUAAUUAAGAGAAAAGACAAGCUGAUGCCAAAAAAGUGUUAUAAUUAUAAUAAGUUAAUGAAUAGUAACAAUAAAUAAUUGAAGAUUUACGCAAUGAGUUGUAGAUGGCAAAAAGAGUUAGUUCAUAAUAGUAAAAUAGGGAAUAAGAUUCAAUGAAUUAAAUUAGCUUAUUGAAAUCGAAAAUCAAUUGUUUAGAAUCAGAGAUCAAUAGAACUAGGACCACUUUUACACUCACAUCUCCUAAAAAUGAUACUAUGCAGACAGACGUAUUCUCAAAUAGAAUUGACCCAGAAUUACUUAGUGAAGAAGAAACUUUAACUGUCUUGUUUAGUCUAUUGGGUAGGGUUUCAAAGAGUUAAAGGAUGUCAUAUUUAUUAAAUAGAAAUGCAGAUUUCAAAUUUUUAAUUAAAUGUAAACGAAGUCAACCAAGCAUGAACAAAAUCUCAAUUCUAUAAAAUAGUAAGUCCAUGUGCGACAGAAAAUUAUCAUACAAUCAUGAAAAUUUUAAACAGAUAGUUAAAAAUGUGGGUAUCAAAAACCAAUGA
Paramecium tetraurelia is the source of this 1005-nucleotide messenger RNA. RefSeq lists its product as uncharacterized. NCBI's taxonomy places the organism in Eukaryota, Ciliophora, Oligohymenophorea, Peniculida, Parameciidae. The record is from RefSeq and is a predicted model, not a curated record. The transcript has 2 exons.